Molecule: messenger RNA, 1999 nt
Organism: Amphiprion ocellaris (clown anemonefish)
Lineage: Eukaryota; Metazoa; Chordata; Actinopteri; Pomacentridae
Exons: 4
Coding region: 201-1058 (285 amino acids)
Biological process (GO): regulation of transcription by RNA polymerase II; epidermal cell differentiation
Cellular component (GO): nucleus
Molecular function (GO): RNA polymerase II cis-regulatory region sequence-specific DNA binding; DNA-binding transcription factor activity, RNA polymerase II-specific
Source: RefSeq, a predicted model, not a curated record
AGGGCUGUGAUUUUGCUGGGAUACAACCCGCAGGUUGGUGAGGGAUGUGGCUGUAGUUGUAAUGGUUGAGGACAAGGCAAUGCUGGGCAGUAACAGAUCAAAUCUAGAAGUGGUGUGACAAGAUCACAUAGUGAGCAUUAGGUUAACAAUAGGUAAAGAAGUACAAGAAAAAGAGGAAUAAGCCUGAAAGAUUUGAAAGGAUGCCGCGGUCUUUCCUUGUGAAGAAGAAGCGUGUGGCUUGUGGAGCAUGGCAAUGGAAAGAACCAAAACAGCAUGAGUGGAAAGAAGGUAACAUUCUAGUAAGUGAAACUACUAAGGAGCAGGAAUCCUACAGUUCUGAUACCCAACAGCCUACCACUGUUCCUCUUCCAGUAACCACCUCAGGGUGUGGGUCAGCAGCAGGAAUUAUAGUUCCAGUACCUUGGCAAGUGUCAGGACAACCACCAGUUGACACCAGGCCAGACUGGUCCACACUAAUGCUCCGGGGCUCCCUUUACCAUCACAGUGCACUGGCCCUGGUCAGCAGAGCGAAGCCCCGUCCCCGCUCUUCCUCCAUCUCAGGUGACUUUGUGUGCUCAGUGUGUCACAAGAUCUUCCCCCUGCAGCGCAUGUUGACCCGUCACCUCAAGUGUCACAGCCUGGUAAAAAGACAUCCUUGUAGAUUCUGUGGCAAAGGUUUCAAUGAUACCUUCGAUCUCAAAAGGCAUAUGCGAACACAUACAGGUAUCCGUCCUUACAAGUGUGAGCUGUGUGAGAAAGCCUUUACACAGCGCUGCUCUCUAGAGUCCCACAUGAGGAAGAUUCAUGGCGUUCACCAGCAGUAUGCCUACCGCCAGAGACGCUCCAAGAUUUUUGUUUGUGAGGAUUGUGGUUACACCUCAAGCCGCCCUGAUGAGUACUUUCUUCAUGUGAGACAGUGCCACCCCAGCAGUCCUGCCCUCCGCAGGUACUACCGCCGUCAGGCCCAUGAGAGUGGCAGCUUUGCAUCUGCCAACCAUAAACUCAGCCCCUAUUUGCUGUACUCAACCCCUUCAUACUACAUGAAGGAAUCAUUGUAAUUCUUUACUGCAUUAUAUUGUGGCUGUUAAACAAGGCAUUUGGAAAGGAGAAUAAUGUUAGUUUCAAUAAAUCAUUUAACUGUGUAGCAUUUUAGACCAUCUAUAUUGUUGUGAUCAUACCCUUUCUGUGUUUAUUCAUUCCUUUCUGUUUUAAUAAGAAUUUUAAAUCAACACUUUAAAAUAGAAAUGAAGGGACAAAAAUGAUUCUUCAUUAAAUCCAGUUAGCGUAGUAGAGUAGAUGACUGAAGAUGACGAUUGAAAUGGAGGUUAGAAGGCAGAAGCCUGAAGUAUUGUCUUUGACAAAAAAACAAGCAACCUGACUCACCUACAUACUCAUUUACCUGCAGGUGUAGACAACAACAAAGCAUCCUUUGAAUUCGCUGUCAAGCUGCCCCAGUUUGACACAAUAUGUUGUCAAUAAACAAAUCCUUAAUUAAACAAAAACACAGUCUGUUCAUUUUCAUUGUUUGUAUUAGGCUAAAAUGGAAAACAAUCCAACUCACUUUUCAAGAUUUUCCUCUGAUGGUUGUGUGUAGAAAAAACAAAAAUUCAGUUGACGAUCAGCUGACAACAAUCUUGAUUUUUCAGCUGCUUUUUUGCCAGAAUUAUUUAAAAUAUUGCAUUUUACUUGCUAUUCAUUGUCUUUCUGCCAGUGCAACAAUAAAUAACUUGAUUGAAGUCAAACUUGAUCCUAUGAUUGCUAUAUUGUGCUCUAAUUUACUGUACAGUCACAGUAACAUUCAGUAGUGUACCUGUAAUUGCAUCUGUGCUGGUUCUUGCUCCCUCCUUAUGAUUGCUGGUGUUGCUGUUAAAUAUUAUAGGCCUUAUACGCUACAAUGACCAAAAGAAAGGAACACAGUAGAGAUAUUUUGUGCAUAAUUCUGUCCUUAGUUCAUUUAGCAAGUUUAUAGCACAAUGUAUGUAAGAAUGACAAACCAGUU